This is a messenger RNA of Elaeis guineensis (African oil palm), 669 nucleotides long. Its product is annotated as RNA polymerase II transcriptional coactivator KIWI. Lineage: Eukaryota; Viridiplantae; Streptophyta; Magnoliopsida; Arecales; Arecaceae. Gene Ontology annotation, molecular function: transcription coactivator activity; DNA binding. The record is from RefSeq and is a predicted model, not a curated record. Gene Ontology annotation, biological process: positive regulation of transcription initiation by RNA polymerase II.
GCUCUCUCGCUAUUUCACCGCGAGGGUUCUAAGAAAGAAGGGGCGAAGGAGCGUGGAGAGAUGUGGAGGAAGGGGAAGAAGAGGAACGACGAGGAGUCCGCUGGCGGGAGCUUCGACGGAGCGCCACCGUCGAAGAAGCUCGCCAUGGCGGAAUCCGAUGAGGAUGGCAUCGUUGUCUGUGAGAUAUCGAAGAACAGGAGGGUUUCGGUGCGGAGCUGGCAGGGGAAGGUCGUGGUGGACAUCAGAGAGUUCUACGUCAAGGACGGGAAGCAACUCCCUGGAAAGAAAGGCAUAUCGCUUCCCUUGGAUCAGUGGCAAGUACUGCGGGACCAUAUUGAGGAAAUUGAUGAGGCAGUAAAGGAAAAUACGUAGUCUGAAUCAGCUUUGAAGAAGAUGCUGGACUGCUGGGGAUGCAACUUGUUCUCUUAUAACGUUUUGAUCAACCUCACUUUGUAAUUUAGGUGCCAAGUAUGACAUCUCUAGUUUAAGUAUCCCCGUUUAUUUUGUCUAACCAAAUACUGGUACCUUUCGUGCGUGUAAGACUUGUAAUAGAUUAACUUGUAGUUACUUAGAGAGCUAGAAGUAUGUGAAGCAGGUAACAGACUAUGUUUUGUGUUCUCUUGGUGGCACAUUGAUCCUAGCGAUGGAGGCCGUCUGCCUGUCGAAUUU